CAACCAAACUUGCCGCGUUUGCCCAUUCCGUCGCUCGAAGAAACUAUAACCAAGUUUCCCAGCUAUGUGGCGGCGCUACAGACGCCUGAGCAACAGACCGAGACGCGACGACUCUGUGACGACUUUCUGCAAGGGGUGGGUCCCAAACUACAGCAAGCCCUCCUAGAAUACGAACAGGAGGGUAUUGAACACGGAACCCGCGGAAGCUAUAUUGAAGAAUUUUGGAACGAAUCCUAUCUAGCUCCGGAUGAAUCCGUCGUGCUAAAUUUGAAUCCAUUUUUCGUACUGGAGCAAAGCCCUGAUCCCAAAAUUGCCAAGGAUCAGCUCCGACGGGCCGCUAGUCUUACCUUUGCCUCGGUCAAGCUCGCUAGUCUCCUCCGCCACGAAACUCUCACGCCCGAUAUUUUUCGAGGCAAACCCUUGUGCAUGGAUCAAUUCAAGGUCCUGUUCGGAUCGGCCCGUCAGCCCGGAGGCAAGCAAGUUUGCGAUCAAGUCACGGUCUAUAACGAUAGCACCCACGUCGUCGUCUUGUGUCAGAAACAAUUUUACUAUUUUCCGGCACUCUGGCCUGAAUCAGGCCACGUGGCAGUGGACGAAGCCGACAUUCUUGAUAUUUUAACGGCCAUCCGCUUGCACGCUGCCAAAACGGAUCCGGAAGAAGCCAGCAAAACGGCACUCGGGGUUUUGACCUCUUUACCCCGAUCGGAAUGGUCCACAGUCCGCGACGAGCUCUGUUUGGAUCCGGUCAAUUGCGCUGCCCUCCAUUUGAUUGAUUCGGCACUCUUUGUCCUCGUCCUGGACGACUUUACCUCAUCCUCCGACCACGCUCUGGCUGGAAACAUGCUCCACGGAACCAACGUUCUACCCGAUACAAUCGAUGGUUACCAAGAGGGAAGUUGUUUGAACCGAUGGUACGACAAGUUACAGCUUAUUGUCUGUAAGGAUGGUAGCGCCGGGGUCAAUUUUGAGCACUCUGUGAUAGAUGGCCACACAGCGCUACGUUUUGUGUCGGAUGUAUUUGCGGAGACAGUUGUUAUUUUCGCCGAGUCAAUUACAGCACUUAUUUACGGGAAAGGUCGAGUGCCUCAUGUGGUGGAAGCCCAAGUGGAGCGUGCCGCCAAUACAACGGAUGUACAUGGACGACCGUUACUUGAUGUCUUUCCGAAGAAGCUACUCUUCAAUCUAUCUACGUUUGCCUUAGAACGAAUUCACUACGCGGAAACGGCCCUUUGUGAUCAAAUAUGGUCGUGCGAUACCCACGUCCUCGAGUCUCAAACUUACGGGAAGUCGCUGAUUGUGGCGAACAAAUUGUCGCCUGAUUCGUUUGUACAAAUGAGCAUCCAUCUCGCCUAUUACGAGAUGUACGGCCGACUUGUUUGUGGAUACGAGCCGGUCUUGACCAAGUCUUACUUCCACGGGAGGACCGAGGCUGUCCGCAGUGCCACUCCGCAAGUCAAGAAGCUCUGUGAGCUGUGGACGGACAAGGCGGCUUCUCCGGCUCAGCGACUCGAGGCUUUACGCGAAGCAACACAGGAACAUUCGCGGCUUGUCAAAGAGGCGGCGCAGGGCAAAGGUGUUGAUCGCCACUUGUUUGCGCUCAGGUCACUGGCCGCGCAUCAGAAUUUGCCCAUCCCUGAGUUUUUUCACAGCGAAGCAUGGCGACUACUGAAUCACACCAUUUUAUCCACGUCAAACUGUGGUAAUCCGGCCCUGAAGCUCUUCGGGUUUGGCCCCGUUGUCCAUGAUGGCUUUGGGAUUGGCUACAUUAUCAAAGAUAACGGAAUUUCUUAUUCAAUCAACAGUAAACACCGUCAGACGGCUCGAUACGUACGGACGCUCGAGGGUGUCCUACACAAGCUCAGACUGUUGUUC
Phaeodactylum tricornutum CCAP 1055/1 is the source of this 1872-nucleotide messenger RNA. RefSeq lists its product with no specific name. The transcript is spliced from 2 exons. Gene Ontology annotation, cellular component: mitochondrion. Gene Ontology annotation, biological process: carnitine metabolic process. Gene Ontology annotation, molecular function: carnitine O-acetyltransferase activity. The record is from RefSeq and is a predicted model, not a curated record. NCBI's taxonomy places the organism in Eukaryota, Bacillariophyta, Bacillariophyceae, Surirellales, Neidiaceae. The annotation marks the transcript as partial.